This is a messenger RNA of Lathyrus oleraceus (garden pea), 345 nucleotides long. RefSeq lists its product as uncharacterized. The record is from RefSeq and is a predicted model, not a curated record. The transcript has a single exon. Bases 1 to 345 code for a protein of 114 amino acids. NCBI's taxonomy places the organism in Eukaryota, Viridiplantae, Streptophyta, Magnoliopsida, Fabales, Fabaceae.
AUGUCGCUUCAAUUAGCCGAUAGAUCCGUUAAAUACCCUAUAGGCAUACUUGAAGACGUCCCUGUUAGGGUGGGUCAGUUGUUUAUACCUACUGAUUUUGUUGUCAUGGACAUUAAAGAAGAUGACGACAUACCAAUCCUCCUAGGUAGACCGUUCUUAUCGACUGCUGGAGCCGUAAUAGAUGUUAAAAAAGGAAAACUAACUUUUGAGGUAGGUGAAGAGAAGAUAGAAUUUAUAUUGUCAAAAUUUCUUAUGGCACCUGUGAUAGGAGAUUCUUGUUAUGCCUUAGAUAUCAUCGAAGAAUGCAUUAGGGAAUUAGAACAAGAAGAAGAAAAAAAUCUAUAA